This is a messenger RNA of Trematosphaeria pertusa, 1371 nucleotides long. RefSeq lists its product as uncharacterized. NCBI's taxonomy places the organism in Eukaryota, Fungi, Ascomycota, Dothideomycetes, Pleosporales, Trematosphaeriaceae. The transcript has 2 exons. The record is from RefSeq and is a predicted model, not a curated record. Bases 44 to 1174 code for a protein of 376 amino acids.
AACCUGCGUUCGAACUAUCAGACGAGCACGAUUCACGGGCAGAAUGGCUUCAACCCAGGAUAUACAGUCCCUCCUGCGCUUUUUGUCUCAGGAUGCCAAGGUGCCGUUGGCUCAGGCCAUAAGCAAAGUAAAGGACCUCCAGAACGCUAAAAUUAUCACACCAACUGAAAUUGCCAAAGCAGAAUUUGAUAAUCUCAAGACCAUCUUCGGUGACGAAAAGCUAGCGCGGCAAGUUCUCAACGCCGCGAAACGGGUCUCCAAGAAGCGAACAUCGAGCGAUAUGUCAGCACCGGCUGUCCCCGCACCAGUAGUCAAGAAAGCCAAACCUUCGUACGGCGAACCGCUGAACCCUGCACAAUACGAAGCCUCUUUGGCACUUCCAGAGGCAGAAUUAGACGAAGCAAAGCUCAAAGAAGCAGUCAUCUUCACGAACCGGGCACCGCUGGUCAUCGCAUUUGCCGUAACACUGCUCAAGUACACCAUGCCCGAACAGCCACUAUCAAGCAGACUAAGCCUUGCACAAGCACUCUGCAGUGCUAAUAGUACAAGCAAGGCCAGAAAUAUCGGUUUACAGUCGGGGAAGUCAGCCGAGGAAGAAGGCUGGGGUGAAGGACAACCAUAUGUCACGAUUAUGGGCCGCCCCAUCAGGGUGAUGAAGCGGUGGGGUUACAAUUCAAAGGAAGACGGCGAAGAAGCUUCGAGCCAAGAUACGAUUGGCGCAUCUACGCAGAACACCAUCCAAGCAGAGUCCAGCGUCCCCGAAGAACCCGCCCUAUGGGGCCUGGAUCUGGAAGCGCUCAAGAAGUCCAACGGACCCGUAAUAGCCGGAGCACGUAAGACCUCCACCACCGAGCUCCCGAUCUACAAACCAGAGGGAGCUAGGGCGUAUCUGCUCAAGUCAUUCCAGACGAAACAGCCGGCGCAGGGACACGGCGUGGUUCCCAAGAAGAAGAUGGUCACCGAUAAGGAGCGGAAUCUUGGUAUGCUUCUUGGAGCUCUAGAUUUAUUGUGCCAGUCAUGGGCGCAUAUCUUAAGCAAGGAUGACCUAGAUAGGCGGGCGUGGGUCUGGUAUUGUAAUGUGAGGCCCGAGGUUAAGCCUGGUGCUGCCGGAUGGGGAGGGAAGGGGGAGGUCAAAUUGGUGGAGGUGCUCGAGCUAAGGCGGCCGGCGGUUUGAAUUGUGAUUGGUACUAUGAGGGCUUUAAUAUCUACUGCUCAUAGUCGGGGUUAUGAGUGACGAGACAAGGGAGACUCUAUGUCUCAGUCACAAUCUUGAUUUGCGCGGGUACGGAGCAAGAGCUACUCAUUUUCCUAGGUUUAGCCUCUUUCGGACCUUUGAUGCGGUGGAUCUUCUUGGACGUUGACGAUAGCAGC